This is a messenger RNA of Suillus clintonianus, 255 nucleotides long. RefSeq lists its product as uncharacterized. The transcript has 2 exons. The annotation marks the transcript as partial. Lineage: Eukaryota; Fungi; Basidiomycota; Agaricomycetes; Boletales; Suillaceae. The record is from RefSeq and is a predicted model, not a curated record.
AUGGAGAAUGUCAUCGCCAUCGGUGUUGGGCUUGCUCUACGCGCCGUCAUCGAUAUCUUGACUGACAGUGACUAUAGGCUUACUGGUACACUCGUCGGGCUCUGGGAAGGAUUUGCGCUCUCUCAUUUCCUCCAGAAAAAUCCUCGAAAUCCCAGUGAUGCAUAUCUUGCCCUUGCUACUCGCUUCGCUAUCGACUUUAUGAUCACGAACUCGAUAGUCCGUUUUUUCCUCACUGGCGCAUGGACAAUCGUUGGG